AUGCUAUCAGAAGAAGACAAAAAGACGUCUCGGGAGUUUGGUGCUUCUGCGAAUUUCUUGCCGCAGGGCAAGUUUUUGAAGCCGGAAGAAAUAGAAUACGAGUUUGGUGGGCCCGUGGGUGCUCUGGGCAUGAUGUUCGGGUUUCCAGCGCUGAUGUACUACAUGUGGAUCAGUGCCGAGUUCUACGGCGGGGCAGCAGCGUGGCCCGCGUCGAACGAGACCUGGGGCUCGUUUUUGGCCAAAUUGUGGGGUCUGUGUGUCGAGCACGCAGUGCCGUCCAGAUUUGCGUGGACGAUCUUCAUGGCGUUCUGGGCCGCGCAAAUCGUGUUCUACUACACGCUACCGGGAGUCUGGACCAAGGGCCAGCCUCUGACACAUCUGAAAAACAAACAGCUGCCUUAUUUCUGUAACGCGAUGUGGACUUUCUACACGUCCGUCACCAUUGUCCUCGUACUGCAUUUCACUGGUGUCUUCAAGCUGUACACGAUUCUCGACAUGUUCGGCGAGAUCAUGACGUGCGCCAUCGUGUCCGGGUUUGCGUUUUCCAUCGUGUUGUACCUGUACACUCUGUUCGUCUCGGGCGACUACCACCGCAUGACGGGCAACCACAUCUACGACAUGUUCAUGGGCGCUCCGUUGAACCCCAGAUGGGGCGUUUUGGACUUGAAAAUGUUCUUCGAGGUCAGAUUGCCGUGGUUCACGCUUUUCUUCUUGACCUUAGGAGGUGCAUUGAAGCAAUACGAAACCUACGGGUCUGUUUCCCCUCAAAUGGGAGUCAUUUUGCUGGCUCACUGGCUGUACGCGAACGCCUGCGCCAAGGGAGAGGAGCUCAUCGUCCCCACCUGGGACAUGGCUUACGAAAAAUUCGGGUUUAUGUUGAUCUUCUGGAACAUUGCAGGUGUUCCUUACACCUACUGCCACUGCACCUUGUAUCUAUACUACCACGAUCGCAGCGAGUACAAUUGGUCCUGGUAUUACAACUUGUCGCUGUACGUGGUGCUUUUGACCGCCUACUACUUUUUUGACACCGCAAAUGCUCAAAAGAACUCGUUCCGGAAGCAAAUCGCGGGCGACAAAAGAGUGCGCAAAACUUUCCCAUUUCUCCCCAAACAAGUUCUCAAAAACCCCAAAUACAUGAUUACCAAAAAUGGCUCAUACUUGUUGAUUGACGGCUGGUACAAGUGGGCCAGAAAAAUUCAUUACACGGCUGACUGGACGCAAUCAUUGGUCUGGGCGCUUUCCUGCGGCUUCAACUCGCCAUUCCCAUGGUUUUUCCCUGCCUUUUUCCUCAUUGUCCUAGUACACCGUGCCCUACGUGACCAGGCCAAGUGUGAGAAGAAGUAUGGCGCCGAUUGGGACAAGUAUCGUGAGGAAUGUCCUUACCUUUUCAUUCCUUUCAUCUGGUAA
This is a messenger RNA of Lachancea meyersii CBS 8951, 1407 nucleotides long. The record is from the annotation of a GenBank genome assembly. Lineage: Eukaryota; Fungi; Ascomycota; Saccharomycetes; Saccharomycetales; Saccharomycetaceae.